Molecule: messenger RNA, 689 nt
Organism: Camellia sinensis
Lineage: Eukaryota; Viridiplantae; Streptophyta; Magnoliopsida; Ericales; Theaceae
Source: RefSeq, a predicted model, not a curated record
GCAAAAGAAGAAAAUUUUCCGUUUGUUUCCCGCGAAAAUAUAUUUACAAUAAUUUUCUCUCCCGCGAAAGUAGUGGCAGAAAAAUGACUGUUGUAGAAGAACCAAUCCUCUCCAGACUCGACCGUCUUGACAAAAUCUUGAAGCAUUUGGAAGAAGGAAGAAGCAGCAGCAACAACAGAUCACCAAGGAGCUCAUAUACAUCAUCCACUGGGACUCUAACAAGUGACCGCCAUGGAUCUUCCAUCGAUGAAUUCUCUCCUCAAAGCUUAGAGAAGCACUGCCGUCCGAUCGACGACGUCAUCGUCGAAACCGAGCUCAAGGGUACCCUCCUUGAGAGGCUAGUCCAUGUAGAGCUCCGAGUCUUGAAGUUGUGUUUGCUGUUAGAAGGAGAGAUAAUAGAGGGUGAGAAGAAGACAGAAGAGAUGGCAUCAAUAACAGAGCAGAAAGUAAAGAAGAAGAAGCAGAAGAAGGGUGGUUUGAAGGAAUUGGUUAGAUCAUGUGUCAAAGGAAAAUCAUCAUCAGGGAAGGAACAUAGUAAAAGCAAGAGUCGUGUUUAUUAAAAUCUUUAAGGCCAUGCUGUCAAUAUAUACUUAUACAAGGGUAAGAUGUAUAACUUCCGUAAACCAUAAGAUCUAUGUUCAGGGUUUUUUGGUGCUUUCUAUCUGGGGUUUUGUCUACCAAUCAAUGUU